Oryza sativa Japonica Group (Japanese rice) is the source of this 2471-nucleotide messenger RNA. The record is from RefSeq and is a predicted model, not a curated record. Lineage: Eukaryota; Viridiplantae; Streptophyta; Magnoliopsida; Poales; Poaceae.
AAUGGAAACCCCGAAAAACGCAGGGACCAACCGUUGCGGAUCAUCCUCCCCUGCCGCGCGUGGGUGUUGUCUUCUUCCCCUCCACUCCACAACCCGCGCCCCUCGCCUCCGCCGCCUCGCCGGAAUCGAAGCCGCCUCCUCCCCUCUCCCGCUCUCACCGGACGGCACCGAUCCGUUCCCUGCUCCUGUCUCCACCGUUCUACUCGCCUCGAAAGGGAGGGGGGAGGAUGUGGUCGUCGAGCCAGGCGAGCACGAGGGGCGUGAUUGAGGUGGGGAGGGUGGAGGCGGGGCCUUCCCAUUUCCCCAAGAGGCCCGCGCCGCGGAAUUCCUCCAGGGUCAAUCUGUCAAGGACAUAUGCAAUUAAAUCUUGUUCAGUGAGUAGCCGUACAGGGCUUUGCCUUGGACAAUGUUAUCAUAAGAAGUCUUCUGCUUGCAAAUGCAAGUUGGGAUGGUCUUCUCAACCACUGUCUAGCUUGAGGCAUCACUUAAGAGUACAUUCAUCAGCAUCGGAGGCGGUUCUUACUUCCCAAUCUGAUUUCACAAAACUUCUUGUUGGGAAUGAAAAAAUUGGUGUUCUCUUGCUGAAUCUUGGAGGUCCAGAGACCCUUGAUGAUGUGCAGCCUUUCUUGUUUAAUCUAUUUGCUGAUCCGGACAUUAUCCGUCUUCCUAGAUUGUUUCGCUUUCUUCAGAAGCCAUUAGCACAAUUUAUAUCUGUUGUAAGAGCACCAAAGAGCAAGGAAGGCUAUGCAUCCAUCGGUGGUGGUUCUCCUCUUCGUCAAAUUACUGAUGCACAGGCUGAAGCACUGAGGAAAGCAUUAUGUGAUAAAGAUAUUCCUGCCAAGGUGUAUGUUGGAAUGCGUUACUGGCAUCCAUUCACUGAGGAAGCUAUAGAACAAAUAAAACGGGAUGGCAUCACAAAACUUGUUGUACUUCCUCUGUACCCCCAGUUCUCCAUAUCAACUAGUGGUUCAAGUCUCCGUUUACUGGAGGGCAUAUUCAGAGAGGAUGAGUAUCUGGUGAAUAUGCAGCAUACAGUUAUACCUUCCUGGUAUCAGAGGGAGGGAUAUAUCAAGGCUAUGGCAACUUUGAUUGAGAAGGAACUGCGAACAUUUUCAGAACCCCAAAAGGUUAUGAUAUUUUUCAGUGCCCAUGGAGUUCCUCUGGCAUAUGUAGAAGAAGCUGGUGAUCCAUACAAAGCAGAGAUGGAAGAGUGUGUGGAUCUUAUCAUGGAGGAACUCGAAAAAAGAGGAAUAACAAACUCAUGCACACUUGCCUAUCAGAGCCGAGUGGGGCCAGUUGAAUGGCUGAGGCCCUACACUGAUGAGACAAUUAUCGAGUUGGGGCAGAAAGGGGUGAAGAGCCUUCUAGCUGUUCCCAUCAGUUUUGUCAGUGAACAUAUUGAAACUUUGGAAGAAAUCGAUGUAGAAUACAAGGAGUUGGCUUUAGAAUCCGGCAUCAAGCACUGGGGACGAGUUCCUGCAUUAGGUUGUGAACCCACGUUCAUAACAGAUCUUGCCGAUGCUGUUAUUGAAAGCUUGCCUUAUGUUGGUGCUAUGGCAGUUUCAAACCUUGAAGCUCGACAGCCACUGGUGCCACUUGGGAGUGUGGAAGAACUGCUAGCGGCGUACGACUCGAAACGCGACGAGCUGCCCCCUCCAGUGACUGUAUGGGAGUGGGGCUGGACGAAGAGCGCGGAGACCUGGAAUGGACGGGCUGCUAUGCUGGCCGUGCUGGCUCUCCUAGUGCUGGAGGUGACAACCGGAGAAGGGUUCUUGCACCAGUGGGGCAUCCUGCCUUUGUUCCACUGAGCCGAUGGCCCUCUUCAGGUCAGCUCUUUUUGAGGUGAUCUAAUCAUAAUUUUGAUUCAUAUGGAUAAUUUCCCGAUGCUGUAUACGAAUGGAAAAAGAAAGAAUAUUAACUGAAUUUGACUACGCACCACAUUACCCAUGUUGUACAUAUGAAAUAUUCUACGGACUCUUAGUACGAAGAUUAACAAAUUGAACACUGGCAAAACGCCUGGUUUCCCAAGGCAGAGACAUGAUAUUUGUGUUUGGCCAUCUGGGUUUAAGAGAUGGGAUUUUGCUGUUGAUUGCGUGGUGGGGGCUGCGGCAGGGUUAAUCUUAUCAUGAAGGCUUUAAUCUUAUCAUGCAAAAGAAGACGGAAAGGAAGACAACAACAGAAGCACCGCGAAGUUAGGCUGUGAACCACUCUGCAUGCACGAUUACCUGUAUCGCAACAAUUUCACCUCCUGUGAUAGUAAAGGGAUUUCUCGGCUGGGCAGUGGGCACUCAUACAGUUCACGGUCUAUGAUAUCAAGUACUACUAUACUAGACCAUUUUCGUCUAAGUAAUUUUAUCUAGGGGCAUAAUGACUUACUGCAAUUAGUUGUAGCUUAAGGGCCUUUUCUGAGAGCUUCGGACAGCUGUAUCUACUAGCUAAUUCUAGAAUCUUUCAGCUCCUUAAAUUGUCUA